ACACAAAAUUUAGUAUGUUUAACAUUGUUAAUCUAACGUCAACGUCCUCCUAUAUUAAUCAUUUCUCAUCCGAGACGUGCAAAUGUUUUGUGUAUAGUACCAAUUCACUGAGAUUUUGAAAUUGAUUGUCGUCAAGUUACGCUCAUCUGCAACUUCGUAUGCUGAAAAAAUAUUGGCAUAACAUCAGCAAUACAGAGCCAUCGAACAGCGACGAAACAACCAGGUUAUUUAUGGAUGCCCAUGUAGGUGAACCGUCCCGAUCAUCAGAUAUUGGUAUCAAUCCAUCAGGAAAACGGAGGCGUUUAGUUCAACCAGUAGGUGGCUAUGGGGCAACCGAUAGUGCUGGCGCAUCGAGUCAAAUUCCGAAUGCGGUGAUAAGAGAUGGUCACGGUGACGGAAGAAACAUGCAUCCGGAUGGUACGGAUGGUGUGUUGCGAACAAAUGAACAAGAACAGUACGAUGAUGAAGAAGAGGGACUGAAGUAUGGAGCCCAGCAUGUCAUUAAACUGUUUACUCCAGUUUCGUUGUGUAUGCUGGUUGUUGUCGCUACCAUCAAUUCGGUCAACUUUUACAAUGUGAAAGAUGUUUAUUUGUUGUACACUCCGUUUCAUGAGAAAUCAUCCGAUACCGGAACUAAGAUAUGGAACGCUCUAGCGAAUUCCUUAAUUUUAAUGGUUGUGAUAGUGCUGAUGACAAUAUUGUUGAUUGUUUUGUAUAAGAAACGAUGCUAUAAGGUCAUACACGGCUGGUUGAUACUGUCUUCCUUUAUGUUGCUCUUUUUCUUCAGCUACCUGUAUUUGGAGGAGCUGCUACGCGCCUACAACAUUCCAAUGGAUUAUUUUACCGCAUUGCUGAUAAUGUGGAAUUUCGGAGUUGCUGGUAUGAUGUCGAUACAUUGGCACGGUCCAUUACGACUGCAACAAGCUUAUUUGAUAUUUGUCGCUGCACUGAUGGCAUUGGUGUUCAUCAAAUAUUUACCUGAAUGGACUACUUGGGUUGUUCUCGCUGUUAUAUCUAUUUGGGACUUGGUUGCUGUACUAUCACCUCGUGGACCUCUUCGGAUUCUAGUUGAAACAGCACAGGAACGUAAUGAGCAGAUAUUUCCAGCGCUCAUCUAUUCAUCGACCAUUAUGUACUCAUACAUGGGUACAGGUCAUCCAGAUGCUGUAACUAACAGAAAUGACGUACAAGAAUCAGGACCAUCACCAUCCCAACAAGAACAACAACCACAACAACAGAACGCUGGAGAAGGUACGCCUCUUGUGAGAUAUUUUGCGAACAGAGACGAUACGGCGGCUGGUUUCACCGACGAAUGGGCAGCUUCAAAUGGUCCACGUUCCGAACGUCGUCAAGUUGAAGUGCAAGCAAAUACCACAGGCGAUCAAAAUCGACCAGCUCAAUAUCGCACUGUAACAACGCAACCACAACCGGUACAAAACUAUGAACCAGAACCUGAAGAACGUGGCAUUAAACUCGGGCUCGGUGAUUUCAUUUUCUAUUCAGUGCUAGUCGGUAAGGCGUCAAGUUAUGGUGAUUGGAAUACAACGAUCGCGUGUUUCGUUGCUAUACUAAUUGGACUGUGUCUAACCUUGCUCCUUCUGGCAAUAUGUCGGAAAGCCCUACCAGCAUUGCCUAUUUCAAUAUUUUUUGGACUGAUUUUUUGUUUCGCUACAAAUGCAAUUGCCAAACCAUUUACGGAAAAGCUGGCGGCAGAACAAGCGUUUAUAUAGGAGAAAUUUUUACUUUUCAAUGGAAAAAUUGUCGUCGAUCUCUCGUUCGUAAAAAUGCAAUCAUGAAAUGACUUUUUUCCAUAUUUUAAUGUACUAAGCUUCAUGAACGUAGUAUUUAUAUAAGAAUAUUAAAUCCAACUAAUUUCCCAAUGUG
Bradysia coprophila is the source of this 1884-nucleotide messenger RNA. RefSeq names its product presenilin. Gene Ontology annotation, biological process: Notch signaling pathway; amyloid-beta formation; membrane protein ectodomain proteolysis. The record is from RefSeq and is a predicted model, not a curated record. Gene Ontology annotation, cellular component: gamma-secretase complex; membrane. Gene Ontology annotation, molecular function: aspartic endopeptidase activity, intramembrane cleaving. NCBI's taxonomy places the organism in Eukaryota, Metazoa, Arthropoda, Insecta, Diptera, Sciaridae.